UUGGGGAUGAGGCAACGUGUUUACUUAACAACACUUCACAAAACAAGCCCUAAAGUGUAUAAAUACACUUGGAGGUGGGAAUUUAAUGCCUAACACUGCAUCCUCAGACUAAUCUUGCCUUAAAAUGUGUGAAGGCAACCCCCCCCCUCCCCACACCAGAUGCACCAGCACUGAGGUGCAUGGAGCUGCAGACUGGGGCUGUGUGCUGCCCAGAACAAGGCUGGCUGUGUCCUACAGGGCUCUGCAGAACCUCCCUGGGAGUGCUGAGUUUGUGUUAACUCCCGAUUCUGGUGCACCCCUCUCACCUGCAGGGAAGCUGUGCUGAGCCUCUCCCUGCUAUGUGCACAAAGCAGAAUCUGGGUGCACCUCCAGACUGCUGAGUGUGAGCACCCCCAAACGUGCCUCGCUGGGCUGACAGGACCUGGAUCUAAUAAGAAAUAACGAGCAGCCUGGACCUGAUGCACAAGUUUAGGAAAUUCACCACCUGAGAUGCACGCUUUCCUCCAUUCUUGUAUUUGCUCACGGCAGCAGCGUUUUCCCUUCUGCACCAUGAGAAAGGUUCGGUAAAGCAGUGACGGUGCGCCGGGUGAUUUGGGGCUGACUGUCGGACAGAACCCCGUCGUGCACCUGCCGACUUCUCUCUCACUUUUAACCCACUCGCUCCUUUAUGCAGCGGGGCAGCUCCGGGAGGGUGGAGGCGGCUGAAUUUCGGCUGCUCGGAGCCGCGUUCCCACACGGAACCCCAAAUCCGACCCCCGAGAUCACCGCAGGUGCGGAGGAGCGGCCAUCUCCCGGCGCACCCACCCGCAUCCCCGAGCACCCGCGGUCCCGCACUUACAUCCGGGGCCGGCUUUACUAAUGGGAGACGUAAUUAACCCGGAAAAAAAGCGACGGCUGAGCCACGGGCACACCCCCUCCGCGCCCAGCCCUCCUCCGCGGCUCCGCUCGGCGUGCGCGCAGCCCCAACCCGGCCAUGCGCGGGGCCGACAGCACAGCGGCGGUGCGGGGGUGAUGCCAGAAGGAGCCCGGCAUGCCGUACUUGGACCGACAGAACCGUAUCUGUGGGUUCCUGGACAUUGAAGAAAAUGAGACCUGUGGCAAAUUCCUUCGACGUUACUUCAUCCUGGACACGCAGGCCAACUGCCUGCUGUGGUACAUGGACAACCCGCAGAACCUGGCGAUGGGAGCGGGCGCCGUCGGCUCUUUGCAGCUCACCUACAUCUCCAAGGUCAGCAUCGCCACCCCGAAACAGAAACCCAAAACUCCGUUCUGCUUUGUGAUCAACGCUCUGUCCCAGCGCUAUUUCCUGCAAGCCAGCGACCAGAAGGACCUGCAGGACUGGGUGGAGGCUCUCAACCGUGCCAGCAAGAUCACGGUCCCAAAGGGUGGUGCUGCUGCACCCCCCACCACUGAGGUCACGAAGCCCCCAGCAGUGCUGCAGGCACAGGACAGGAAGCCCCCAGUGGCUUACAAGACUGAAAUCAUCGGUGGGGUGGUGGUGCACACCCCCAUCUCCAUCAGCCAGAAUGGUGGGGAUGGAGCAGAGGGCAGCGACCCGACUGCGCAUCCACUGCUGCGCCGCUCACAGAGUUACAUCCCUGCCUCGGCCAGCAAGCCACCCGCUGGGCCACCGGCCAUCAAGAGUGGCUUCUGCGUGAAGCAGGGCAAUGUGAGGAAGAGCUGGAAGCGCCGCUACUUUGUCCUCGAUGAGUUUUCCAUCAGUUACUACAAAUGUGAGCAGGACAAGGAGCCGCUGCGUUCCAUCCUGCUGAAGGACAUCUGCAAGACCCACGAGUGCCUGGUCAAAUCCGGUGACCUCCUGAUGCGGGACAACCUUUUUGAGAUCAUCACGAGCUCCAGGACCUUCUACAUCCAGGCAGACAGCCCCGAGGACAUGCACAGCUGGAUCCGUGCCAUCGCAGGGGCAGUGCAGGCCCUGAAGACCCGCCCGAGGGAGAUCUCCUUCAUGCGCUCUUGUUCCAUGACCAAACCCGGGGGCAGUUCGGUGCCAUCGCAGCCACAGGAGAGGAGAACACCUUACAAGGCUCCAGCCACUGCCUGGCAGCCCUGGACGCCGGUACCACAGGACAGGAGGCAGCCCGAGGUGCCCAGUAGGGAUGCAGUGUUUGUGCCGGCGCUGACGGAGCGCGAUGGAGCUCCUGUGCCAGGUCAGCGCCUGCGGCACCGCUCGGAACCACAGCACCACAAGGAGAAGACAUUCCUCUUCGACCUGGAUGAUGACAGCAUCCGGACCUCUGACGUCUGACGGCGCCUCUGCCCCACGGUGUGCCCCCUGCAUGGGUGUGUGGCAUCAUUUCUCCCCGAGCACCAAAUAUGGAAGACAGUGCAGGAGGAUUUGGAAGCACGAGGGGGGUGAGGCGGCCUUUCUUCUCUUUGGAAGAACGUUCAUCUCCCUUCUGUGCCACUCAGUCUUCCCCAACACAGCUGUGCCUGGAGCAGGAGCUGCACUGCAGCCUGCGGUGUGGAUGAUGUUUCUUGGAGAUCGGCUCCAUGCACUGCCUGACUGAUGGGGUACCAGCACACCCAGUGGCAUCUAACCUCCUCCUUUUGUAUCUGUGGCCAUUGUUACAUCCCAGUGAGGUGUGCUGCUCCUGGGGGACAGCGGUGACCGGGGCUGUGGUAUCCUCAGGUUGUUCUGGGGUUUGUUAGGCACCAAAAAGACCCGUCUGAGUGAAGUGCCGUGAGCACAAAGCAACAAAAGCUGAGAGUGUAGAUGAACCCCGGGAGACUCGUCCAACCACCCUGCACUGACUCAGAAUGAAAAUGAGAAGAACCUUUCUUAGCAGUGUGAGCCGGUCAUUUCCAUAAGCAAAUAUCCUCCUGUGGGAGGUGUGACACAUAGCACAUGGAAAAUGCAAGUCUUCCCCAUGGAGUGAUUGUUUGAUGCCUUCACCCCGACAGCACAUGUAGGAUGCCAUGGGUGCUGCAAGCAGUGCUUGGUGCUGUGUGCACUCAGAGCUGCAUGCAAAGCAGGGGCUCUGCUUCCCCUCCUAAUGCACCACAGCAGUGCUGGAGCUGAGCUGCCCAAACCUGCAUUGCAGCUGAAGGAUCAGGGUUGCAGGUGUGGGGCUGCACUGCAAGCCCAGCAGUGCUGGAAUGUGUGCUCUGCAGUUAGCAAGGUGUCCCUUUGCUUUAUGUAGUUAUCUUUUUUUUCUUUUGGUUAUUAUGCAUUCUCUGCUCUGCAAAAUCAGCCCAACGUGGCAGGAUGUUGUCAGAUGGCAUUACUUUGCUUUCCUGUGUGUCUGUUGUGACCCAUGGAGAAGCAGCUGCAGAUACACUUUAUACAGUGGGGGAAGGUGAAUGGGAUCCCCCAGACCAGGGGGCAGGAGCAGCUUUGUGCAGGAGUGCUGGAGAACACUGAAAUAAUGAAAACGAGUGGAAAACAAUGCAAAUGGUACUGGGAGAAUGUUAAUAUUUGUUAUUUAAUUGUAGAAACCUCAGUUACGCUGUUCAUUUUUGCUUUUUUCCUUUGUUUUUUUUGCCUUCGGCUGACCUCUGCUUGCUGGUUUGGUGCUCUGUUCCCUGGAGGUUUUGGGCUGUCGCUCACACUCACAGCACUGGGUGAUGUCGGCGCUCUGACCUCAUUUUGGGAACCCAUUAAAUGAUGGUUCCUUUGUGC
Molecule: messenger RNA, 3640 nt
Organism: Phasianus colchicus (ring-necked pheasant)
Lineage: Eukaryota; Metazoa; Chordata; Aves; Galliformes; Phasianidae
Gene: PLEKHA2
Product: pleckstrin homology domain containing A2
Source: RefSeq, a predicted model, not a curated record